GAUACGUGGUCUGCUCACGUCGGACGGCUUCGGCCCAAAGACGCAGCUGGAAAUGGUAACCGUGGCCUACUUCGACGGUGCCUGGCAGGCGCCCUUUCAGCCAACAUUUACGGGACCCGACGACUUUCACGUGGAUGGUCACACGGUCACUCGCGUGGACAUGAUGAACCAGAUGCACUCGUUCGGCAUAUCCCACUGCGACCAGCUCCAAGCCACGGCGCUCGAGAUGUCCCACAUGGGCGGCAAGACGAGCAUGGUCCUCAUCCUGCCCGACCAGAUGGACGGCCUGUCGCGUCUUGAGGAGAACCUGACCGCGCAGCGGCUGUCGGACCUCUUGCACGGCCUGCGCGAGAGGCCCAACGUGAUGGUCAAGAUGCCCAAGUUCUCGGUCGUGACCUGUCGAGGACUGCGGCUCGCCCUCCAGGAUCUGGGAGUGCGCGAGCUGUUCACACUGAAAGCCGACCUGUCUGGUAUAUUCAAGGCCGCAAGUCCAGCCCUGGCCGACAUCAUCCACGGGGCCUUCCUAGAGGUGAACGAGGAAGGUGCCGAGAUUCCCCCGCCUUCCACGGACGAGGCCGUGCUCGGAUGUGGCCCUGGAGUCGGGGACAUCACGCACUUCGUCGUGAACCACCCGUUCAUGUUUGUCGUCAGGCCCCGGCAGUCGAACGUUUUUUAUCUGAUGGGAUCAGUGAGAAGGCCAUGAGCAACCUUGCUGUGACCCUCUUCGUCCAGAUCAUGGACUAGUUCGGCAUUCCGGAGUAUCGAGCUGGGAGGCCGUCGAGGGAGAACGCAAGCCGUCGGCGGUGGUCCUUCCCCAUCAGUCGGUAUUUCUGCCGACGGUGAUUUUCUUACGAUGCGUAAUCAAUUGAAAAUAUGCCUCUAAAUAAAAAGACACUUUAUUGCGACAUGAGGGCUUUUA
Messenger RNA from Rhipicephalus microplus (southern cattle tick), 919 nucleotides. Its product is annotated as iris. NCBI's taxonomy places the organism in Eukaryota, Metazoa, Arthropoda, Arachnida, Ixodida, Ixodidae. Gene Ontology annotation, molecular function: serine-type endopeptidase inhibitor activity. The record is from RefSeq and is a predicted model, not a curated record.